Brassica rapa (field mustard) is the source of this 581-nucleotide messenger RNA. RefSeq lists its product as uncharacterized. Gene Ontology annotation, cellular component: chloroplast. NCBI's taxonomy places the organism in Eukaryota, Viridiplantae, Streptophyta, Magnoliopsida, Brassicales, Brassicaceae. The record is from RefSeq and is a predicted model, not a curated record.
CAGACCUCAAGCUUUCAACUUAAGAAAAACAAUGGAAGCUAUGUCUCAAUCCUGCAUGACGAUCAUCACAACAAGCCUAUCUCCUACAACUUAUCAAAUUCUAGCUCCGGUCAAGUCAAUCCCACAGACCAAACCGAGCCUUAACGCCAGGAAGGAGAAGCCCUUUGCUGCUGCUAGAUGCGUGGCUUCAGGCUCGGGUUAUGCAGCUGCAGUGGAGCCAAUUACGCCAGAGGAAGAGGAAGAGCUGACUCAGAGAAGAAGUAUAUGUGGCGGAGAAGCAAACAGAGGAAUGUGGGAGCUUCUGGAAUGCCUUGAGAAGGAAGCUAUCAUGGGGGAUGAUGAUGGGAGAGACCCUAAAGAUUACAACAGGAGAGCAAAGAUCUUUGACAAGAGUUCUAAAAUCUUCAAGAACAUCAAAGAACAGAGAGAUGAUCACUCUCCAGAGUAAAACAAAAUUUGUUGUUUAAUUUGUGUUCAAAUGUCAAUAGUGUUUUGAUUCCUUAUUGUAACACGAACUUAAUAAUGAACAAUAGUUCCAAAAAAAAACUGAAUUAUGAACAUUUUGUUCAGAAUAUUCAAUC